AUGCACCCAUCCCUGCUGGGAAUCCAAAAGAAUUGGACAAUAUGGGGCGAAAAUUUUAACUCCUUUUCGAAAGAGGAAAAGCCUGCACAUGGUGAGGCAUACUCGACAGGGAGAGGAGACCAACCAGAAUGCACACCCGUGGGUAGAAGUGGGGGGCGUCAGAACGGGGGGGGAAACGAGGCAGCAUCAGGUGAGUGUCCCAAUGAGGACAAAGCAGCAUCAGGUGAUCAUCCCAUUGGGGGCAAAGCAGCAUCAGGUGAGUGCCCCAAUGAGGACAAAGCAACACCACGUGAUCAUCCCAAUGGGAACAAAGCCGCGUCACGGGAACACCCCUAUGGGAAGUACCUGCAGAACGCGCACUCACUCCUGGUGACGAAAAAAAUAAAGGAAGCAUUAAGCAAGCUGAGGGACAAACACAGUUACAAAGUGAUCUCAAAAAAAAUUAAAAAGGAAAAGAACAAAAUAAACGCACUGCUCUCCAUCUAUCACUUAAAAAAGGGAAGCCUAAAGCAAAACCUCAGCGAACACACUUACAGAAAGGCCAUCAUGAAUGCCAAAACAAAAAUUUUUCAAGUUUUAAAAAAGAACAAAGAAAGAUCCCUCAUAGAUAUUUACUAUGAGGAAAAACGAAAAUACAAAGUACGAAAGGAGAAGCUGUUAGAAUUACAAAAAAAAUUAAUUACAAAUUCGAGAGUGGCACAAAUCAAUGUAAAGAAAUUUUUCCAAAAGUAUGGAUAUAUUGGAUUAGGAACCUACUUCGUUGUAUUUUUUUUAACUUUUUCAUGUUGCUACUUCUUUGUCCACUUUAAAUACAUUUCCUUGGCUGACUUAACUUACUGGUCUGAAAAAAUGCACCUAACUAAAUACAUGAAUGACGAUCUACAAAAAAAAAUUGAUUCUUUAUGGGGGGAACUCAUUUUUGCCUACAUCGCUUCCAAGGUGACUGAACCUGUUCGAAUUGUGAUUACUAUUCUGAUCACUCCCUACAUUGCUAAGAUGGCGUGUAAAAAGGGCACAUAUAACAUGCGGGGCGGGUGA
Messenger RNA from Plasmodium cynomolgi strain B, 1038 nucleotides. RefSeq lists its product as hypothetical. The transcript is spliced from 2 exons. Gene Ontology annotation, cellular component: mitochondrion. The coding region runs from base 1 to 1038 and encodes 345 amino acids. The record is from RefSeq and is a predicted model, not a curated record. Lineage: Eukaryota; Apicomplexa; Aconoidasida; Haemosporida; Plasmodiidae.